AUGCUCUCGUUACUGCUGUUCGCCGCAGGCGUGUUGGCAGCACCACUCGAGAAGAGGCAAGCACCAUCCGGCGUGCCCGACUUCGCCCUUACCUACGCUCCGGUAGCAUAUCUCUACUCGAAAGAGGCCUACUACCCAGCGGACAUUGGAAGCCAACUUGUCAACACCCAGCCACAGGCCAAUUACACACCAAUCAGCAACCUCUCAUCACGGCCGCUGUCGCUCGAUAAUCUGGACCAGCUGAACGCCUACGGUCGCGGAGGUCAAGAUGUCUACCUCACCUCCAAAGACAACGUCGAGGACAUUCCAGCUUGGCUACGCGGUGCCAAACCAGAUAGCAAUGGCUUGACGAACGGUGCCGUCUCUUCGACUGUCAUCGUGAACAACCAUGGCAGCGGGAUGGUGGAUGUGUUCUAUUUCUACUUCUACGCCUUCAACUUUGGUGGUAAGUAUAUCAGCCAUGUCAUCGGCAACCACGUCGGUGACUGGGAGCACACGAUGGUCCGGUUCAAGGACGGCAAGCCGCAGGCUAUUUGGUACAGUCAGCACAGCAACGGGGAGGCGUUCGAGUACCGCGUUGUCAAGAAGUACAAUAAUGGAGCAAGGCCUGUCGUCUACAUCGGCAAUGGCACUCACGCCAAUUACGCCAUCCCGGGAGACCACGACCACGCCAUCCCAAACGUCAAUCUCCCCCAAGGACUAGUCGAAGACCACACGGAUCAAGGCGCGUUCUGGGACCCCAUCCAAAGUGCAUAUUGGUUUUCCUUCAAUGCUAGUAGCCAGAUAUUUACCUCGUACGACGGCAGCACGCGGACGAACUGGCUGUACUACGUUGGCCAUUGGGGCGACAAGCAGUACCGUGACUCGGAUCCGCGGCAGAAAGACAUUCUUGACAUUGAUGGAUCGCACAAGUAUACCAACGGACCGACGGGCCCGAUCAAUAAGCAGUUGAAUCGCACGAAAGUGUGUCCGGAUAAUGGCAAUUUGUGUAUAGUAAGGGCGAUCUUGGGACCGUGA
This is a messenger RNA of Saxophila tyrrhenica, 1017 nucleotides long. RefSeq lists its product as uncharacterized. Bases 1 to 1017 code for a protein of 338 amino acids. Lineage: Eukaryota; Fungi; Ascomycota; Dothideomycetes; Mycosphaerellales; Extremaceae. The transcript is spliced from 2 exons. The record is from RefSeq and is a predicted model, not a curated record.